Messenger RNA from Paramecium sonneborni, 987 nucleotides. Lineage: Eukaryota; Ciliophora; Oligohymenophorea; Peniculida; Parameciidae. The record is from the annotation of a GenBank genome assembly.
AUGAGAACUAAUCAUUAAUACAAUUAUAAUUAUAAAUUAGACUAAAUAUUUUCCAGAGAAAAGUAAUAAUUAUUCAUAAUAUUAUUAGGUCUUAUGAUCAUCAUUUGAAAAAAUUAAAUGAAAUUAAAACUAAAAAAACACAUUCAUAAUCAAGAGUAUAACAUGUUGAAAACUUAGAAAAAAGAAAUAAUAUUAGACAAUAAAGAAGGCGUUUUGAUCUAAGCGGUAAUUUAUCAUCAAAAUUUAAUAAAUUUAGAAUAAUCAGAAAGAAUCAAUAAGGGAAACAGUUAAUUAUAUUAAAAAAUAACAGAAAUAUGCAAUAGACCUAUGUAAUAAGAGUACUAUAAAUGUGAAGAUGAAAAUAUACAACAUCCUCAUAACUUAAAUUUAAAUUUUAGAAAACUAUAAGCAUAAUAAAUAUAACAUGAAAACAUUAAAUUAGCAGAUCGACUUAUGAAAUAAGAACCAGUCUUAAAAUUAGAUGAAUAUUCUCAUUCUUAUAAAGAAAAUAAAAGAUUAAUGAAAAGACUUUAAAGAUAUUAAUAAUGUCAAUAAUAUGUAAAUUCAAUUAGGUAUUGUUAUUAUAUUUAUUUUAGAAAUAAUUUGACUUUAUCUAAUCGUGAUACAACCAAUCCUAGUUCAAUCUCUACUAAAAAGAAAGAUAAAAUGUAGUUAUAACCUAUAUUUAAGUAUUAAUAUUUCAUUAUUUUUAUUAUUAGUGUCAAAAAUAAAUCUAUUGAUGCAAUUGAAUUGGAAAAAAUUAAUUAUUUAAUUAAUCAAGAAGAUUAAACUAUCUUAAAAGAAUUAUAAGAAAAGUAAGAAUAAGAUGAAAAAAAUAAAACGAAACAAGAAUUGACAGAAAUUCCUUAACUUAAUGAAGAAUCUUAAAUUGAAACUAUUAGACAAGAUGAAAUAGUAGAAAAUCAAAUAUAGUAAUAAAUUGAUAAUGAAGUAAAAUAAUAAAGUGAUGAUAUUGAUGAAUAAUGA